Camelina sativa (false flax) is the source of this 1755-nucleotide messenger RNA. Lineage: Eukaryota; Viridiplantae; Streptophyta; Magnoliopsida; Brassicales; Brassicaceae. The record is from RefSeq and is a predicted model, not a curated record.
AUGCCUNGGGGGCAUCUCCGCUGUCUACGAAUCAUAUGCAGAAAUCCUGAUACUAUAUCCCAGAUAUCAGCCUUGCUAUCCCCUUUAAUUCAACUUGUAAAGACAGGAUUUACAAAGGCAGUACAACGUCUAGAUGGGAUAUAUGCUCUACUGACCGUUUCCAAAAUUGCUGCCUGUGACAUCAAAGCAGAGGAUACUGUGGUGAAGGAGAAAUUAUGGACUUUGAUAUCUCUAAAUGAGCCUUCACUUGUGCAAAUUAGUUUGGCCUCAAAACUUUCGAGUGAAGAUUGUGUAGUAUGUGUUGAGCUUCUUGAGGUGCUCCUCGUGGAACAUUCCUCCAGGGUUUUGGAAGCAUUUUCACUGAAAUCACUAUCAAAGUUGCUUCUAUUUCUACUUUGCCAUCCGAGCUGGAAUGUUCGUAAAACAGCUUACAAUUCUGUGACAAAGAUCUUUCUCGCAAGUUCACAGCUAGCCACUACUCUUUUAGACGAGUUCUCGGACUUUCUUUCCAUAACUGGGGACCAAAUCGUUUCUCCUAGAACCAGUGACGCAGAAAAUCCUGUGGAUCAUCAAGCUCCUUUCGUUCCUUCUGUAGAGGUGUUAGUGAAGGCUUUAAUUGUCAUAUCAUCGGCAGCAGUUACUGGACCUCCAAGCUCAUGGAUUGUUCGUAGCAUAUUUUGCUCGCAUCAUCCAAGCAUAGUUGGGACUGCAAAAAGAGACGCUGUCUGGAAGAGAUUGCAAAAGUGUCUCAAAACUUGUGGUUUUGAUGUUGCUACUUUUUUGUCUACCAAUGGAAGAAGUGUUUGCAAGUCAGUAGCUGAAGCAGCAGAUGAUAUAUGGUCCCGUUAUGGAUAUGAUUUGGGGAUUGAUUAUUCAGGAAUCUUUAAAGCACUUUCUCAUACAAAUCUCAAUGUCCGAUUAGCUGCAGCAGAAGCAUUGGCUGAUGCUCUUCAUGAAAGCCCGGCAUCAAUCCAGCUAUCUCUUUCAACUUUAUUUUCUCUGUACAUCCGUGAUGCUACGUCUGGUGAGGAUGUCUUUGAUGCUGGUUGGAUAGGAAGGCAAGGAAUAGCCUUAGCACUGCAAUCUGCUGCCGAUGUAUUGACAACAAAGGACCUUCCUGCUGUUAUGACAUUUUUAAUAUCCCGUGCGCUGGUAUGUCUUCUCCUCUUGUCAGAUGAAUGUUUGUCAAAUGAAAGAAAUCUCCCCUUUCUUAGCCAUGCCUCAACACGGGAAAAUGUUCACAGGAUACAAAAAAGUCUUUCGUUGGUACUCCAUGCUCUUGGGGAGAUGGGUCUUGCUAAUCCUGUGUUUUGUCACAGCCAGUUACCUUUUUUGGCUACCUUUUUGGAUCCAUUGCUGCGAUCACCUAUCGUAAGUGCUACAGCCUUUGAAAACUUGGUGAAGCUAGCAAGGUGUACAGUUCAGCCACUGUGUAAUUGGGCUCUAGAAAUUUCAACUGCUCUGCGGUUGAUCGCGAUUGAUGAAGUUGAUACUUCAUCUGAUUUUCGUCCAUCAGUUGAUAAGGCUGGGAAAACAGAUGAGGGUCUUUUUGAGAGGAUUAUAAACGGGUUAUCCAUAUCUUGCAAACCCGGACCACUUCCUGUAGAUACCUUCACAUUCAUUUUCCCGAUACUGGAGCGAAUUUUACUGUCAUCAAAGCGGACAAAACUUCAUGAUGAUGUGCUUCAUAUUCUGUGCAUGCAUCUAGAUCCGAUGCUGCCACUUCCAAGACUCCGGAUGAUAUCAGUUUGGUGA